GAAUCCCAACACUCGGUGUUAGUGGUGUAGUGUGAAAAAUCGACCGUUCUCGUUGCUUUUGGGUUAAUAAAAUUGUGUCCGUGAUGAAAAUCAUACCCAAGCGGGUGAUCUGUAGUUAAAAUAUGUACAGUUGUUAUAAAACCAACCAAAGAAGAAAAUGAAUUGUCAUCAGAUUCUCAGUGGUGCUUGCAAUGCUGGCGAUCGUUGUUUUGCUGUUGGAUCCGUCGAAGGAGUUCCUUUCACAGCAUACGCGGCAGGAUGCAAUAUCGUGGUGCUAGCGAGCAAUUUCGAGCGUGUCCAAAUUAUACCCGGUGCGGUGCACAAUUAUAUUCGCAUCUCGGCACUCGAUGCCAGUACGGAUACUGGAAAGAUAGCGGCCGCCUACGAGGACAAGGUAUGCAUCUUCGAACCAACACCGCUAAUCCACACGGAAAGGGCGUCAACUCAUGGAUUGGAAUACAAAUGGGUCCAAACUGGAAGCUUGCAAGCAUCGUCGCAUAUCAGUUCGCUUUCGUGGAACCUUGAGGGGACACGAUUGCUGACGGGUGGGACGGUGCUUCAGCUGUGGCACGAACGUUUAUCCAAGCAGGAUGAUGAUGAGCCAAGCUCGGUUAAAUUCGAAAUCGGUGGAGAACGUGAUCCAAAAACGCCUACCGGCGAAGAAGAAUCCGACAGUAGCUCGUGGGAUUGCGUGUGGAAAUGUCAUACAGCAACCCCCGUUCAUCACAUGGCGUUUAGUCCCGAUGGUACAUUGUUCGCAACGUCUGGUAAAAGCGAUCGUUUGGUUAAAGUGUGGUACGAGAACAAAUACACCCUGUUCCCAAAUAAGAGCUUUGAUCAGUCCCAAUCGCAACAGAGCUUCGUUGGUGCGCCGGAAAUUAGUUACGGAUUCGUUUACGUCGCUCAUCCGCGCGCCGUCACGCACCUAUCAUGGCGCAAAACGAGCAAGUACAUGCCAAAGGGAUCUGUCUCUAACAUGCUGGUGACAUCGUGCCUGGACAACAUCUGUAGAAUUUGGGUAGAAACCGUGCUGCCGGAAGAUGGGUUGGUGAACAUGAACCAGUUCGAUCCAUUAGCAUCACAGAACCCAAAGUUUCGUACCCAUCGCCAUAAGCAUAGGUUCAUGCAACGUUUGAAGCACAUGAAAACAUGUUUCCAUAUUCGGCGGCACGCGAAACAUAGCGGCACUGGAGGAGCGAAUGGAUUGAAUGGAAUGGGUCCCGGGUUCGGCGGGCCCGGAGCCAGUUCAGGGUUUGGUAAUGCACCUAUUCCAACACUACCAUCGACCUACAGUGUGCAUGAUUUCCAUUCGUACGGAUACCAUGGUACCGGCAUGAGGUCUGGAUUGCACUUCCAUCUUGCUGCUUCGAUUAACGCCGAGACGGAUAUACCGUUGGUACCAUCGAUGCAUACGACCGACCCCUCAACGCAGCCCAACUUUAUACUGCAUUGGCUUAACAACAAAGAGAUGCACUUUACACUACAAGCAGAAGGAAUACUACAAGAGAUGACCCGCAAGGUGAUCGAAAAGGAGGAAAUGCAAAAUGCCUCUGGAAGCAAUAGUGAAGGUGGCGGUGGCGUUGGUGCAAACGACCCUGGUGGAAGUCUUCUGCUGGAAGAAGGCUCGAUAACUGAGCACCAUCGGAAGGGGCAACUGAGAAGCACACUUUCUCAGGAGGAAAGUAACAGUAGUGAAGAUCAUCCACCAUUGCACUCGCAGCAUCGUUCACAUUCGAUUGGAGCGGGAUCGCACGUCGGGUUGCCCAGUCAUCAUUCGCUAUCGAACACAACUUCCAUCAAUUCUUUGGCGAACGACGGUAAUUUGCACGUAACGGAUUCACUAGACAUGAAGAUCGACUGUUUGUUACGUGACUGGCAACACAGCCCGGACCUGCUGUUUUCGAUUCAUCCAAUUGACGGGAGCUACCUGAUUUGGGUGGUAGAGUGGUUGGAUGAGUAUCAUCCCGGAUCGUACCGCCAGGCACAGGUUUCAUUUUCCACCCGCAUUCCAUCGGCUUUCCCGUUGGGUGAUGCUAUGUCGAUGUCGACAACGGUUGCACUAUACAAUACUGGCGGAAAUCUAGGUUUCCGUGAUAUGAUCAUGCGCGGCCCCAAAUCGUCGUGUUCUGCCGGUGGACAAAACAUGGCCGGCGCACAAUUGGAUGUCAUUAGUGAUUGUGUAACGUCGCUUCCGAGCGUUAUGGAGGAGAAUGAAGCUAACGAGGAAGAUAAUGCUGAGCAAACGAGCAAUGCGGAGACCGAAGUUCCCGGUGGUGAAGCAACAGGUGAUCAUACAGCCAAAAAAGAUCAUGCAGGAUCAGAUGGUGGUCCACUGGAGCACGCCGACAUUUUAACUGCACCACCCUCACCCACCAUCUCAAUGGUAACAAAGCAUUCAAAUGGAACGCUUAAUCUGUGGCAAUUAACAUUUGCCGAUCGGAGCAAGUUUUCGCAAGUGCUCAGUAUCGGUCACGCCUCGCGAGCCUCCGGGCAUCGGUUCCGUGUGAAUGAUAUAACGUGUCAUCCGGUACUGCCGCUACUGCUAACUACGUCCCAUCACAACAUACCGGACAUCCCGGCCGGUGACACAACACAGUCCGGUAAUGGGGUUGAUAAUCGUUCGUUGGGAAUGCAUCGCUCAAAGGAUGUAUGUGCUCCAUCUGGAUUCUGCUCCGAGCUAAUAUUGUGGCGGGUAGACGCUGUUGGACCGUUGUCGCAAUCCGGAGGUGUUAGUGAGUUGGCGCGCAUUAAUUCACCAGAAAUAUCCGCGUUCAGCAACGUUGCAUGGAUACCGACUUUGCUGCCCAGUACGACGCUCGGCAAUCUAAGCAAUUCACCAUCUGCCUGCUUCGUCGCCAGUGACGGGGAAUGCCUGCGGGUGUACCAGGCUGUUAUUGACGCACGCACACUGCUGGCUGAGAUAUCGAGCUCCGAACGACGGUGUCGAAGAAUGGACUCGCUGAUGUCACUAUCUACCGAGUCGUCGGAGAACGCUGGAAUGUUGCCACCUAUAUUACACGAUAAGAUUAAGAUCGUGUCUCAGCAAUCCACCGCCCGUCCCGGCUGCAUUAUACAGCUCGAUGCGAUCGAUGACGCUACACACGAUUGGCAGAACACACAAUUCUUGCACGUGUUUCAGGAACAAUUGAUCACGGGAGAGCGAACGGAACCUUCGAUCGAUCCCUUCGGUGCCUCAAGCACAGCCUUUCCUAUCGGAACCGGUCUUGAGGCAGAUGGUUUAAAUCCAGACCUUAAGCCUACUAUUGGCCUAAUGGAUGGCGGUAUGGGAGCAAUGGUGGAUUUGCAGCGCAACGCUCAAUUUGAGCAACCGUUCUAUCUGGUGGUGUUGGAACGUACUCAAAAUGGUACAACUUUGCACAUGUGGCGCAUUGUAAUCGCUUCGCAGCCUGCUGCCGCCGACGAAAUGAGCAGCAGUAUGAUGUACGUACCGGAUAGCAACCUUGUGCAGGAUUUGGAUGAUCCAGAGAAUGUUCAUCGGCCAUCUGUAGUGCCAGAAGAUAUACCCAAGAGUGCUGCCCAUACCCGUGCUCCGCUGGAUCAUGCUUCACAUGUAAAUAUAUCCACGACAAAAGUGUGCACGCAGGAGCUACCGCUUCCGGAUGGAGUGGAUGUGAUCCAUGCUGCUCCCGCUGCUGGUCAUUUAAGUUCUUCUUCAAUUUACCCUGCCUGCUUUGCACCUUAUAUAAUCGUGACGGCGUGUUCCGAUUCGACGGUGCGCUUCUGGAAGUGCAAAAGCAUCCAGCGUAAAGAAGGCAAAGGUGAUAGUGAAGACGGCAGUAAUCAAGUUCCUCGAUACGAGUGGUGCGAGUGGGAAAUGAUCCGCAAGGAUCAAGAAUCGACAAUCGAUGUAAAUGGACAACUGUUGCAUAUUAGUGCAGCGUACUCGGGACGAAUAGCUUGCGCAUACAAGUACGGUAAAUCCUUUACUCGACCUACGAAGAGCAGUGAUCCAGAGACACGCUUCGUGAACUUGAGUGUGGCUAUUUAUGAGUGCGAGUCAACUGGUGGUAGUGAAUGGGUUUUGGAAGAUACAAUUCACCUAAAAAAUAUUCACCUUCCACGCAUACAGGCGGAUCAUAACUUGGAUUUAAGCUACCUAUAUGACACACGUACACUGCAGAAAAAGCAACGGCUAAAUCAAGUGCUGCAUACGCUUUCUCACGACGAUGCGAGAUCUCCGCGCUCUGUGAAUGGAGAUGUAACGCCUGAGGCUCUUGCAAAACCGGGAACGGGCCUGUUGGCUGUCCCGAGCUUCAGCACCCUGCAAUCACUGCGUAAGAGCAUCACUGAGCAUGGUAACACAUGCCCGAUUACGCAGAAACAUCUAGUACAGUUGGACUGGGUAUCCAAGGAAGAUGGUUCGCACAUUCUUACCGUUGCGGUCGGUAGUAAAAUCCUUCUGUUCACGCCUGUGUGUAGCGAUUUGGCACAGUCUAACAUGAAAGCGAUGAAAGAAUCCCAAUCAACAAACCGUCCUCUGCUACGUAAAGCUAGCUCGCUGGCGCAACCACAUUUUAAUGACGAAAUUCGCUGGAUGAAAUUGCGCCAAAUAGAGCUUACUACAGCGGAUGGUUUACCGCCAUUACCGAUGCAGAUCUCCUGGGUAAGGGACGGCAUAUUCGUGGCUGGAAUGGACUCCGAGAUGCAUGUGUACUCACAGUGGAAGCCACAAAGCAAUAGUUUGUACAACGUGAAUCACCAGCUAGACAUUGACGAUAUGUAUGAUACGCGUAACUUAAAGGAUGAGGAUCUUCGCUCGAUGGCGCAGGAUAGCACCCAACGUCGGCUAGCAAACGUAUCCUCAAUGCCCGUACUAUCACGCGUUAGCUCCAUCAAUCUUAACCAGAUGCUUUCGUCUGCGGACGCUAAUAAGAAGAAAAAAGCUCUCGGUGCGGCUAGCACCGGACAGAUUGGAGCCGUGACAGCUGCCGCAACUGCUGCUGAUCAACAGCAAUCUCCUGGGCAUCACGAUUAUAUGACCGAUUAUGGAUUAUUCGAGGCUUCCCGAAUUGCCUGUCCGGUACUGCCACAGUAUCAUCCUAAACAGUUGAUGGAACUGUUGAACUCCGGUAAAAUCCGCUGGGUAAAGGCGAUUUUGGCACAUCUCGUCCGUUGCAUCAGUGGUUCGUAUACUGUGCGCGGUUGUGGAGGAGACGAAGAAAGCCUCAACCGACAGCGUGGUUGGUCUAGAACUCGCACUCUUUCCAUUAGCUGUCCGGCAGGCACCGUUAGUCCUCUUGAACCAAGAGGAUCGACGACACAGAUCCCAGAAGAACUUACGCUUGACUAUGCGGAAAUCACAUCCAUUCCUCCCUUACCGCUGUGGACUCUUCUUGCUGCAGAUAAGGAAUCGACUAGCAGUAAUUUGCAGCAAAAUGACGAAGUGAAGGAUUACAAUGAACUGUUCGAAAGUAACACGGCAGACGAAUCUCUCGAUGAUUUGUUGGAUGAUGAGAGCGGUGGUGGCGAAAUGAACCGACACACGGACCGAAGAUCGUCGCUUCCGGAAAAACAUUACCUCUCGCAUUUUGGACCCCGUCAAGGACAGCUACUUUCGCGACUGUUGACGCACACUCAUCUCCCAGGACUUUCGUCAUUGGAUCAGAUGCACUUGCUGGCAUUGGCCGAUACAGUAUCGACAUGCAAUAUAGACUUUGCCGAACGUUUUGCUAUCGAUGCAGCCAAAACGGCAAUAGCGAAGGAAAAUUUGACCGGUGUACCAAAUACGGAAAAUGUUUCAACCGAUUCAUUAGAUGACUGUGGGCUCCGAUUCCUGCUGGCGAUGAAGCACUAUAACUAUCUAUUGCGUUGUCUACCCAUUUCACAACGCCAUUCGUUCCAGAAGCAGGGUGUAGGUACGUCCAACAUCGUGUGGGCAUUCCACUCGGAAAGCGAGGAAGAGCUGCUUAAUCUGAUACCGUCGUACGUGAAAGGGCAACCAAAGUGGCACGUGCUGAAAGAACUUGGUGUUGGUUGGUGGCUUCGCAACAACAACUUACUGCGCCAAUGCAUCGAGCGUCUGGCAAAGGCAUCGUUCCAGGCGAAUCAGGAUCCGCUCGAUGCAGCCAUCUACUACAUGGCUAUGAAGAAAAAGUCGGUUGUUUGGGGACUAUAUCGUUCAAAAAAAGACGAAAAAAUGACAUCGUUCUUCGCCAACAAUUUCUCCGAUGAUCGCUGGCGAAAGGCGGCAUUGAAAAACGCGUUCGCGCUGCUGGGAAAGCAGCGUUUCGAGCACGCCGUUGCCUUCUUUCUCCUUGCAAACUCGCUCAAUGACGCACUAGAAGUUUGUUUGACAAAGCUGGAAGAUUUGCAACUAGCGCUGGUUAUUACAAGAUUGUACGAAGGAGAGCACGAUCCGACACCGCCUAGCUUCAAGAAACUGCUGUACGAGGAAGUGUUGGGUUGCGAUAAAAAUGGUGAAAAUCAGGACCUUAGCCGUGCUCACCCAGAUCCGUUCUUACGUUCUAUGGCACUGUGGAUUUUGAAAGACUAUACGGGUAGCCUGAGUACGUUGUUGGACAGUCAGAUUGGUAGCAUGCAUCCUCUAUUCGAUGACGAAAGUGCCGCCCUUGGCAAUGCAUCCCAUCAUGACGCUAGUCACUCAACGAACCCCAAUGUGUUCAAUUUUUACGUGUACUUGCGCACACAUCCAUUGCUCAUAAGGCAACACAUUGCCUCGUCAGCACAGGACAAGAAGCGAGCACAAGUCGUGAUUGCCGGUUUCAGCUAUGGUGCUGCUGACACUAGCACAGCUUCUGGUGGACUAGCGACGGACAAACAAAUUCAACUAGAGGACUCUAUUACCCCACUCGAGCGACAACUUUACUUUACCACUGCCCAUGCGCACUUCAAAGCGGGUUGCCCAGCCUUGGCGCUGGAGGUGUUGAGUAAACUGCCGACCAAGGUAAUCGAUCAAGAAACGAGCAACGCGCAAAGUCCAGCUAGUGGACCCGAUUUAAAAAUACAGGAUCAAAGUACGCUCAUUGCAACGGGUACUUUAGAUUGGAGCAGCCAAACCAGUGGUAAGGAGACAGCCACAUCGUUUGAUUGGGGUAGUAGCAUGGGUAACAGUACGGCCAUGGACUGGGGUGCACCAGUGUCCUCUCAAGUGAACGGAGGAGAAGAUGAUUUUAAGAUAGUAUGGGACGAUGAUGGUGCAGCAGCAGAAGAUGAAAGCAGUGAUGACGAUGGAGGUAUACAGAUAAAGAAAAAAUCGGAACCAGACAGCCUUCCGCUCAAUAAAAAUGCUGAAACAGCGUUAGGAGACGAAGAAUCCGCUACCAGUGGAAGUCUAGACAUAAUGGCUCAGCAGCUAAAGUUUAUUGCAUGUUUAAAAAUUCUUAUGGAGGAACUAUCGACACUUGCCACGGGCUUUGAAGUCGACGGGGGUCAGCUACGAUAUCAACUAUACGUAUGGUUAGAGCGUGAAGUGGAAGCUUUGAAGCAACUGUGCAAUUACAGCACCGGUGACUCGGAAAAUACCGCUAUUGAGGAUACGACGACAGCAGAUGCAGUGGAUCGCGAUACACCCGUUCUGGCGAACAAAUUCCCGCACGAUAAACCGACGUUACAUGAAAUUCUAAUUCAGGAGAAGCAGGAUUUCGAAGCCAAAGUGCAAAGAGCAGCAAGACGCAAACGAUGGUUGAAGGCCAACGAAACACUGCUUCGAACUUUGCUAAGCUACUGUUCAUUGCACGGCGCUAGCGGAGGUGGUUUGGCGUCCGUGCGCAUGGAACUAGUGCUGUUGUUGCAAGAGUUGCAGCAAGAGAAAACGCAACAGCAGUUGCUGAGUCCGUUACCGUUCCCGACUACGUUGCCACUGUUGAGUGCUUGCGUUGCCGGUAACAAAACAGUGAUCGCAGACCCACUGCGCUAUCUGCAAUCGCACACGCACGACAUGCUGCAAACGAUGGUUAACAUGCGUACACCGCCGCACAUGAACCGUGCGUACACGUUCCCGAGUGGUAUCUUCGUCCUGCGUGAUCUUGCUGUGGCGCUUUCGGCCUGCAUCUACCAAUCUCUGUGCGACUCGGACACGUUCAGUGUGAAGCAGUCAUCCUCGUCAGUCGACGGUGGCAGCCAGGGUUGCCACAGUCCCGGCAUGGAGACUAUUGCAAAACUGAACGCGAGUUGCCAGAGUACGCAUUUGAUGGCUAACGCGGCCGCUCACCAGCGACGCCGCAAGUACUCGACCGAUGAACCACUGGCAGUCAGUACACCGCCCUCCAAAUGGCCCGGGGUGACAAAUCUUCGAGCGUUGUUGGCACGAGAGAAGGACGAAGAUACACCACGGUUAAAUGUACUGCUGUGUGAAUCAUUCGUGGCCGCAUACAUGGCCCUGUUCGUGUACGCUCUGACCACUUGCGACAGUCAUAUUCUGUAUCGCCUAGCCGGGCAGAACUUCUCCGACAGCUCCUGGUCGACAUUGUUCGGCGGUGGUGUAAAGAAGUUGUUGCGUAAGGCUACCUCACAUGCACAAACAGCGCAGGCAGUACAAGCACAGCUGCAGCAAGAAAGCAUGGAGGCCGCUGGCGAGACAGGAACCAGUGCGGAAGGUAGCGUUUGGGGAGCGGUAACAUCGCUGACGAAGCACCGUGUGAAAUUGAACAUGAAAUUGUUGGGACCGUUCGCCGGACCACAGGGUGCGUCCAACAUGAAGGAAGACAAACCAACGUACCGGGAACAGUUUGUGCCACCAGAAAUGUCCAUGGUGUCAUACUUCCUCACGAAACCAAUUCCGAAGGGCCUGGGAGCGGACGAAGAGGAGUACGAUUCGGCAGAUUCCGCAGUGUCUGAUCUAGACGAUGAAGAUGAGGAUGAGGAUGUGUUCAACGAUCCGCUGAACAACGAUCCCAAAGCUUCACAAGUAUCGGCAGCGGUCAGAAAACAUCGACUCGAAAACACCGAACACUCGAAUCCGAAUUCCUAUUCUUGGUGUAUUAUGCGUUACGCUUUAAUACGCGUGGCGCAGAAUCAAUUGCAGUCGUACAUUGCUAUCGCCGGGAUUGAAAUGCAAGAGCUUCCUGUCAGCAGUCCAUUAGUGCAUGGGAUAUUGCGAACACUGUCAUCAUGGCAGGAUCUGCUUAAAGAAGAGUUAGAAAAUCGUGGCCCCGCAUCAGUUGAUUACAUUCCAGGGUGCUUCAUUGAAUCCGAAGCAAAAGGCCCAGCUAUUCACAAGUAUCGCUCACUACUUGAACGUUCGAAUACCCCAUUCAGCCCUUGUUUAUCUGCAUCAGCACCGGCUAGGCGGCUAUGGAACUAUCUGGUGCGCAUUGAAUCCGUGCAAGAAAUUUUCAUUCGGGCUGUGUUUGGCAAGAAAAAAUCGACUGCUAACGCAUUCGAUUCUACUAUGGGAGGUGGAUCGGUUUCCGCUUCGAUCAAUGAUUCCGGUACACCAAUCGGCCAUGAAAAUAAUGGAAACGUAGCUGGAUCUCACCAGCAUAAUCAAAACAUUCCAGAACCAGUACGGAUCAUACAUAAGGACCAAGAACAAAUAUCUGCCUUCUGCCUUAAUAUGGUAAAUCCUGGUUUGCUCGCGCUUGCAACACCAAGAGAAGUGCAAGAAAUGGAUAUCUCAUUACUCCUUGAAUCGCCCAACUGGAUGGAAGAUGAGUGUGAGAUGGACAUCAUGAACCUGUCCAAGGAUAUAGAAUCACUUGCUUCUAGCAGUUUCUUGGUCAUACAAACCUCAACGGAUAAACAUCUGCUUAACCAAAACAUCAGCAGUGCUCAAAACUACGGGACACCUUCAAGUCCUCAACCUGGAAUUGCUGGACAAUCAGGCCGUGGAGCAUCAGUGAUCAAAGGAGCGACAUUCCCCGGUAGUCAGUGCCCACGGUUCUGCAAGCUGGUUAUCGAUCGUUCCAAACAUUUAUUGAAACCGGUGCUGAAACAUAAAGUGGAUAAUAUUAAACGUAUGAGUGCACAUCCGUUGAUGCCAUUGUAUCUUACUGGCGGUCAGGACGGUUCGGUACAGAUGUGGGAAUGGGGCCACCAGCAAGUUGUGUGUACACCACGUUCACCGGGGACGUUCGCAAAAGUUACUCGCUGUCGGUUUUCACAGCAUGGUAAUAAGUUCGGUAUUGCAGAUGGCGAUGGUAACCUAAGCCUCUGGCAAGUGGGUCUUGCAAGCCAAAGCAAUCGUCCCUUUUUCACGUAUCAAUGCCAUAAUAAAGGAAUCACAGAUUUCGUAUUUCUCGGAUCAUGCAGUUUGGUGGCAACGGCUGGUCACAGCUCGGAAAGCAAAAACGUAGCCAUAUGGGAUACACUUUUACCGCAAAAGAAAGCGCUGGUAGCUGCCUUUACAUGUCACGAUCAAGGUGCUUCUAGUCUAGCAUAUGCACCUCAGCACCAGUUACUUAUUUCGGCUGGCAAGAAAGGUGAUGUUAGCAUAUUUGAUGUUCGUCAACGUAUUUUACGACACCGGUUCCAGGCACAUGAACAUCCAAUAAAAUGCUUGGCAAUUGAUCCAAAUGAGGAACAAUUUGUAACCGGUUCGGCUGAUGGUGAUAUUAAGGUUUGGGGUCUAUCAGUCCACACCCAGCUGUAUAGUUUCAUGGGAGAGCAUGCCCGGAGCAGCUUUUUCAAGCACAUUGGCCAGGGCGUUACUCAACUGCAAAUAGACCAAGGAGGACGAUUAUUUUCCUGCGGUGCAGAUGGUUCGAUGAAAGUGCGACAGCUACCUGAUCGUGAAUCGAUCGUUCAUUCGUUGUAUUAAGGGAGGUAAAUUCCUCGACCCCUUAGUUUUCAAUAACCCACGGCGUAAGGCUUAUGUAAAGAGAAAAAAAAGAAAACAGGAAUAGAAACGAAACAAACUUUCCGCAGUAGCGAGAGACGAACUGUAGAAAUUCAUUACGAGUAUUUAAAAAAAUACUAGGGCUGACAAAGAAGUUGAGCAGGGAAUCCUGGUCGAGUGAUUGUUUAUGACCCGUAUUAACCUAAACCAAUAAUUGGGCUGUUGACAUACAUAAAUCAUUAUUCGAACCACCUCAGUGUAGAAGAUUUAAGAACGGUUUAUAUGAUGUUGUUUUAUUCCGAAAGCUUUUAACUAUUUUUGCUCUAUAUCUGACAUUUAUUCUUAGCUUGAUUUGCCUGAUUUCGAGCACUUAUUGCUCGCACACAACUAUUUGAGAUAUGUUUUGCUUUAGCGUUGUAAUCCGCAUCUAGCAUAACUUAACUUAAAGGUAAAUGAAGAAGAAUGUGACUGAUAUGUGAGGAAACGUUGGUGAUGGAAAUGAAUAAAACAAAACGAAAGCAUUACUUUAGAUGAUUCAAGAGAGAUUUGAUCGCUCCCAUGCAUUGAAUGAUUGCGAUCGUUGUGAGAAAAUGCUUCGAAACAAUGACAAAUACAAUGAGGCAUAGGAUAUAAAACAACAAAAAUUGCAACACACCGCAGACAAUACCGCUAUUGAGAGAUGAUAAUGUUAUACCAAAAAAACGGAUCCAUAUUAAAUUAAAAUUAACUGCAGUCCGCGUACAAUUUAAUCGAACACGUAGGAAACGGAAAGCUCAGAACGCUUUUUCGGAAAUUUAUAAACGGUAUAACGGACUUGUAUUCAUGCGAUCGAAUGUCAGAACAGAAAUGUAGUUUAGCGCCAAGUCGCGAUCGUGCUACAUUCGUACUAUUGUGCUGUUAUUAUAAAGGUCAGAUAGAGCGUGAAAUAUAACUAUAUGCAAUGAAAGGGUAUGUAAAAUGUUAAGCUUAAUAGUUAGCACUGAUAAUCGACUAGUAUUAAGCAAUUAGUUGCAAUUCCUUGGAGUAUUGUGUACGUCAACAUUAUUCCAGUUAUGAUUUUAUCGUUGAUACUACUAGAUGAUGCUAUUAUUUUGGAAUAGCCCAUUGCUAUCUUCUGUUUGAAAUGUUUAUAUACAUCGUGACUUAUCAGAUAAACUGGAUUUGCGUUGAGUAGAAUUAUGUUGGAUAGGUAAUUCGCUGUUGAUUUUAUGCCUUGAUGUUUAUUCCUCUUUUCGCAAAUAAGUUUACUAUAUUUCCUGGAUUAAAUGAUACCUAAACUAGUUCCAUCGUCGAAUGUUUUAACGGUAGCGAUAAAUAGGCGCGAACUGCUAUCAUGCCAAUAACUGUUUCAAUAACUGAUGCUCCAACUGAAUUUCAAAAAAGUUACAUAAAUGCCGCAAGUGUACGUGUGCGUUACAUUGUUAAACAUAAACUCUAUUGUUACUCUUUAUCUAUCCAAAACUAAAGAAUUAUUGAAUGUAACUGGUGCAACAGGCAAACAUGAUAUACAAUGCAAGAACCGGUAAAACUCUCGUUCGACACGACACUAAAAGUAAAAUAAAACUACAUAUACACGAUAUGAUACACACGAAAAUUUAACAACGUAAUGAUGUCCCGUAUGUGGUUGAAAAUGCAGAUGGAAGAACAUGUUAGUACAUUUUAAUUGGAAAAUGGAUAUAGGGGUUUUGGUUGUGAAAACCUGUAUCGUAAAUAAAUCACAUAGCAGCAGAAUGCAACAGAUACUCAGACCGUAGGAUUCAGUAGUGCUGAGCAGAUUACGUUAACUGAUGUGUAAGAUAUGGUACAACAAAAUCAGAAGUACUUUUCCUUCAUCUACGCCAUGUAUGUCGUAUUGCACCACCAUUGUCGUUGGUUUAAGGCUACAUAAGGUGCAGCAUACACUCCUUAUUUGUUUUACAGUAUGUAUAAUGUGUUUUAAAGCUUUUUGCAGAGUUAACAGAUUUUGUGCAAAAACACUUGUUAAAUUAAUGUGGUCAUACAUUCAUCUGGCAUUAUCCAUCCACUAUGUUUUUACAAUACGUUGAAAACCAAGUGCAAUCGAUGUAGUUAUCUUUUCUUCUAUAAAUUCGCGCUUUACUUAAAACAAUGUCAUAUUCAAAAAGCAACUGAUAAUACGAUAAGAAUCACAUAAAGAAAAUGCAUGAAAUAAUUGAUGUAAGAUUAUUCGUUAAGCAAUUGUUUUUUUUGUUUC
Anopheles moucheti is the source of this 12968-nucleotide messenger RNA. It is a transcript of the gene Rbcn-3A, whose product is annotated as dmX-like protein 1. NCBI's taxonomy places the organism in Eukaryota, Metazoa, Arthropoda, Insecta, Diptera, Culicidae. The record is from RefSeq and is a predicted model, not a curated record. Gene Ontology annotation, cellular component: RAVE complex. Gene Ontology annotation, biological process: vacuolar acidification. Gene Ontology annotation, molecular function: protein binding. Bases 158 to 10738 code for a protein of 3526 amino acids. The transcript has 18 exons.